Perognathus longimembris pacificus (Pacific pocket mouse) is the source of this 675-nucleotide messenger RNA. Its product is annotated as proline-rich protein HaeIII subfamily 1-like. Lineage: Eukaryota; Metazoa; Chordata; Mammalia; Rodentia; Heteromyidae. Bases 1 to 675 code for a protein of 224 amino acids. The record is from RefSeq and is a predicted model, not a curated record. The transcript has a single exon.
AUGGCUGCUGAGCUCUUCCCAGAGUUCAGUGUGGUUGCGACAGCUGCAUGCUGUCUGGAGCACAUGGUCAGCCCUGCUGUGCCGUGGCCCCGCUUCCCACGGAGGCCCCAGAGUCCCCCGGGUUCACCUCACAGGACCCCGGGGGGACCCCAGAGUCGCCCCGUGGACUUCCACGGCAGAACGGCCCCGGGCGGAGGCUCCUCCAGCACUCCUCCGCUGGGAAGCCGCAGACGCCCCCAAAUCCACGAUUCCACCCGAGAAUUACCACGUCCCCCAAAGUCACCGCCGCUUGAGGGUUCUCACCUCUGCUCCUGGCUCUGCCCGCCCCCCCCCCCGCCCCCGGGACCCGCCACCACAAAGGUCAAGCUGAUACCCCUUGCUCAGGGCAAGGGCACCGCUGGGCUGGGCACCGGGACGCACGCCUGCGGUCCCAGAGGCGGGAGGCCUCGGCGGGAGGACGGAGGUCUGAGGCUAGCCCAGGCCUCGCGGAAGACCGUGUCGCCAGCCAGGGCCCAGCCCGGCCGGGUGCCCCUGCCGCCCCAUCCCGCGGACCUCGGUGCCCCUCCGCCCUUGCCUGGGGCCAAGCCCGGUCCCCGGGGAGUGUGGUCCCCCGGGAGUGCACCCCCUCCCCUGGGGAUGCAGCCCUGGAAGGCCCUGGGCACUGGAGCUCCAUGA